CCUCGAGAGCUGGCAGUCAAAGUGGCAGCCGGUGGCCUCCGAGACCAAAUCCGGGGAGGUUGCAGCUGAACGAUUUCUCUGCGUUUCCUCUGGCUCCCUGCUCAGUCCCCCAGGUCCGCGCAGAGAGGAAACUUCUCCGUCGUCAUGGGGGGCGGAGAUCUGAACCUGAAGAAGAGCUGGCACCCGCAGACACUGCGCAAUGUGGAGAAGGUGUGGAAGGCUGAGCAGAAGCAUGAGGCGGAGCGGAAGAAGAUUGAGGAGCUGCAGCGGGAGCUGCGGGAGGAGAGGGCGCGGGAAGAGAUGCAGCGCUACGCCGAGGAUGUCGGCGCCGUCAAGAAAAAAGAAGAGAAGCUGGACUGGAUGUAUCAGGGCCCUGGUGGGAUGGUGAACCGUGACGAGUACCUGCUGGGGCGCCCCAUUGAUAAGUACGUUUUUGAGAAGAUGGAGGAGAAGGAGGCAGGCUGUUCUUCGGAGACGGGGCUGCUCCCAGGUUCUAUCUUUGCCCCCUCCGGCGCCAAUUCCCUUCUUGACAUGGCCAGCAAAAUCCGGGAGGACCCCCUCUUCAUCAUCAGGAAGAAGGAGGAGGAGAAAAAAAGAGAGGUGUUGAAUAAUCCCGUGAAAAUGAAGAAAAUCAAAGAAUUGUUGCAAAUGAGUCUGGAAAAAAAGGAGAAGAAGAAAAAGAAGGAGAAGAAAAAGAAGCAUAAGAAACAUAAGCACAGAAGCUCCAGCAGCGAUGGGUACAGCAGCGACGAUGAGCGCAGCCGGGGGAGAGCUCAAAAGAAGAUGGCAGAUUCUUCCCCUGUUUUGUCCAAAGCCCCUGGAUACGGCUUACAGAUCAGGGACUCCUACCACAGCCAGGGAACGCAGAGUCCUCUGCCGCCCAAGCAAAAGGGAAUGCACGGGUUGAAGAAUUAUUCCAGGUCCAGAAGCUCCUCCCGCUCACCUCCCAGACAUGCCAACAAGAAGAGCACCAGAGAAGCGGGGUCCCGGGACAGGAGUUCUCACUCCCCAGGCAGAAGGUCACGGUCCCCAAGGCCAAGCAAACCGCACAACAAGGUCAACAGGAGAGAGAGAGGCCGCACUAAGAGCCCAUCGCCUAAAAAAGAGGUCUAUCAAAGGCGCCAUGCUCCUGGAUAUACCAGAAAGCUCUCAUCCGAGGAACUAGAGCGAAAACGGCAAGAGAUGAUGGAAAAUGCCAAGUGGCGGGAGGAAGAGAGGCUAAACAUCCUCAAGAGGCAUGCGAAGGAAGACGAACGGGAGCAGAGGCUGGAGAAGUUGGGCACCCGAGAUGGGAGGUUUAUCCACCGCAUGAAGCUGGAGAGCGCAUCUACUUCCUCCCUGGAAGAUCGGGUGAAACGGAAUAUCCACUCUCUACAGAGAACCUCAAUGGCUCUGGAGAAGAACUUUAUGAAAAGAUGAAAUCCAUCCCGUCUCUUGUUGGUUUUCCUGAAUUUUCCAGGGAAGCUGCUGAUCCCUUAAAAAUUCUCUUUAUAAGAGUUCAAGUGACUUCUUCCACAGUUGUCAAACCACCACUGUUCAAAGUGACUCUCCUCCGGCGAUUCCUGAAAACUGCUCACUUCCUUCAAGAACCCGUGUGACUCGCUUUAGGGGACCCUCAGUAACUUUUGCUGGGUGCUGAGUGGGUUUUGACUGUGUUUUUAAUAGGUGGGCACUGGACCGUCUGGGUGUGAAUGCUCGUCCUGGCGUGGAAGAGCUGCUCCCUGUGGUCAUGAUACUUAAUUAUGCCACUUCGUUCCCACCCACGUGAACCGUGUGCCUCGGUAUAGACCGGACCUUUCAGAAACCUCUCUCUAAGAGUCAUCCAGGUAGAUUGUGCUUCGUGGGGUAAAUGAACAUUUACUUGAUUUAGCAGAUAAUGUGACAGAACAGUGUCAUCUUAGAGCAGAGCACAGGGGGUGACAAAGACUCUGGAAGGGAAAACCAUACAGAAAAGGACUAAAUGAGCUGUUGAACUGUUUGGACUAUCUUCUCAGCUGUAAAAGUGUAGUGUGUAUGUGUAUAAAUGUAUAAUUUUUACAUGCUUUUUAAAACAUUAGCUUUGUGAGAAUAUCUUGUUUGGUAAGCGACUUUACUGGGUAUUGGAACGACAUUGUAUCUCGUUAUCGAGUAAUACAGUCAGGCAGGUCAGCUUUCUUUCCCCUCUGAAUCCAGCUAGUUUAGGAGAAGCCUGGGUUUGUAGGUAGGAUCUAGUGUAUCCGUCCUUUUACACCGCUUACCGUCUCCCAUGUGGGCAGUGCAGUGGUGAAGCCCAAUGAUUUUAGGGGUCAGGACCAAAUUACCAGUGUGCUCCCACCCUGGCUCUUAAAAGAAAAUAAAACGGAAGCUGUUUAUUUCAUGGCUUCCUUUUUAUCAUGUAAUAAUCUUCUCACAAUGCUAAAUUUUCAGGACGUGUUUGCUACUAUUUUUUAGUCAGGUAUUAAAGAAAUCCCCAAAACUCA
Molecule: messenger RNA, 2459 nt
Organism: Hyaena hyaena (striped hyena)
Lineage: Eukaryota; Metazoa; Chordata; Mammalia; Carnivora; Hyaenidae
Gene: CWC25
Product: CWC25 spliceosome associated protein homolog
Exons: 10
Coding region: 145-1419 (424 amino acids)
Biological process (GO): mRNA splicing, via spliceosome
Cellular component (GO): U2-type spliceosomal complex
Source: RefSeq, a predicted model, not a curated record